UCUUAUUGUGCGAUCUCACUCCCAUUUCUUCGUCCAAAUCAAUCUGGCAUAUACGGUAUCAUUCUUCUUCCGGCCCAUAUUAGAAAAACACGAUUGUUUACUCGAUCGUUUCCAUGUUCAAAAGACAGGCUCUGGAAAAAAGAGAGAUGUCAACCUUGCCAAAACCUUCGAUGCAUUCAUCGUCGCGUGAUGAUGCCGUGCAACUAAACCGUGCUUUCAAAGGGUUAGGUUGUGAUACUGCAGUAGUUGUCAAUGUUCUUGGAAAUAGAAACGCGUCUCAACGUGAUAGCAUUCAACAAGAAUACGAGACCUUGUUCUCUGAUGACCUCAAAAAACAAUUGGCUCUCGAGCUUCAUGGCCAUCUUAAGAAAGCAGUUUUACUAUGGAUGAAAAGUCCAGUAGAACGGGAUGUUACAACACUGAGACAGGCUUUGACAGGACCUAUUAUUGAUAUCAAAACCGCCACUGAAAUAAUAUGUAACCGCAUUUCAUCCCAGAUUCGACAGAUUAAGCAAGUUUACACUCCUACUUUUGGCACGUUACUUGAGUAUGAUAUUGGGUAUCACACAUCUGGUGAUCAUAGAAAGUUUCUGCUGGCAUAUAUAGACACAACACGAUACGAUGGUCCAGAAAUUGAGAGAGUGUUGGUAGAGGAAGAUGCUAUAGCUAUCAGUAAAAUUGAGGUGAAGAAAUCUGGAAUGGAUGAGAGUGCAUUUAUUCAGAUUUUUACUGAAAGAAGCUCGGCACAUUUGGCUGCCCUUGCUUCUGCUUACCAUAAAAUGUUCAGAAAAGAAUUGAGAAAGACAAUUAAAAGAGAAACAUCAGGGAAUUUCAAGUAUGCCCUUCUAACAAUUUUGGAAUAUGCUGUUGAUCCAACAAAGCACUAUGCAACGAUGUUGCGCAAGGCAAUGAAAGGUUUGGGUACAGAUGAUAGUACUCUAAUCAGGAUAUUAGCUACGAGAGCUGAGAUUGAUUUGCAGAAGAUCAAGGAAGAGUACUUGAAGAAGUACAAAAGACCAUUAGUUGAAGUUGUUCAUUCAGAUACGUCAGGUUACUACAGGGCCUUCCUUCUUUCCCUCUUAGGCUCUAAGUUCUAGCUCUAGAUAUCUUCUGUGGAAUUGUGUUAUCUACUAUGUGGAUUCCUGACUAGUAAUUUGACAAACCACAAAGCCCAGCAAUUGCCGAGUAUGAUAUAGAACACGGCAUACAGUUUCCUUGACGUCGAACACGCUAUCAUGCAGUUCAACGUAGCAACAGAAAGCAGUGUGAAGGUGGAAAGAACUGGAUGGAGUUUUUGUCUAUCCUUGUGCCUGGCUUGUCGAUUAUAAAAUUUCUGCAUCAACCACACAAUAGCUU
This is a messenger RNA of Populus euphratica (Euphrates poplar), 1356 nucleotides long. RefSeq names its product annexin D5-like. The coding region runs from base 114 to 1097 and encodes 327 amino acids. The transcript has 6 exons. The record is from RefSeq and is a predicted model, not a curated record. Gene Ontology annotation, cellular component: cytoplasm; plasma membrane. Gene Ontology annotation, molecular function: calcium ion binding; calcium-dependent phospholipid binding; phosphatidylserine binding. Gene Ontology annotation, biological process: response to water deprivation; response to heat; response to cold. Lineage: Eukaryota; Viridiplantae; Streptophyta; Magnoliopsida; Malpighiales; Salicaceae.